Molecule: messenger RNA, 1206 nt
Organism: Saccoglossus kowalevskii
Lineage: Eukaryota; Metazoa; Hemichordata; Enteropneusta; Harrimaniidae
Product: ankyrin repeat and SOCS box protein 11-like
Biological process (GO): intracellular signal transduction
Molecular function (GO): protein binding
Source: RefSeq, a predicted model, not a curated record
GUCGGAAUCAUCAAGCCCGUCGUAUUUCAUUGUUUGAAUUACACACAGUAUAGUUAGCUCGAUAGUGCCCUAAUUACACGAGUUAAACUCGCUGGUUUAGAUAGAACUGAACUGAAACCUGGAACGUCGUUUCAAGUACCGCAGUAUUGCUAUCAUGUCAUAAUGAUGUAUACGUAUUAAGGUCGUCUCGACAAGCCCAGUCGGCUACGACUCAGCAAAUAUACUACUAGUACUAGAAGGAUACUACUAGGAUUUGGGACGACACACCGAGUCGCCGCCAAGCAGUGUAGUGUAGUGCAGUGCAGCAUAGCCACGAUAAAUCCCUGAAAUGUUUCUGUUGUGUCAACAAGUAGAUGGUGCCGUGGUGAUGUAAAUGUAGAGUAGUGCAUUAUGGGUACUAGACACUCGGUAUCCUGGUUUGACUGGAGAACUGCCAAGACGAGGCAGUCUAGUAACUACAAACAUAAAAGUACACCAAAUUACAACCAUAACUGGACUGAGUUGCACUAUGCCGCUAGUCAGGGCAACUUAGAAAAAUUACAAGAACUGUUAUCAAUACAAGGGAAACAAAACAUAGAUAGACAAGACUACUAUGGAAAGACUCCAUUAUAUUGGUCUGCUUAUAAAGGACAUAAAGACUGCAUAGAAGAACUAUUAAAGCAUGGUGCUGAUGUCAAUAGUCAAUGCAAACAUGGUUCAACACCCUUACAUGCGGUAUCUGGGCUAUAUCCUGAUUCCACAUUAUUACUUAUAAAGAAAGGUGCCGAUAUAGACAUUGAAGAUAACUGGGGAGUUACACCGAUGUAUCUUGCUGCUUGCAGUGGACAAAUUGAUUGUAUUAGAAUAUUGGUGUUGUCAGGAGCUAAUAUGACAUAUAGAAAUAUGAAAACUGGAGCGAUACCUAAACAGUUAGCUGAACACUACGAAUUUUUACAGUGGUUGAAACUCCAGUCACAAAAUGCACGGUCACUCAAAGAGCUGUGUCGUAAAUGUAUUCGUAAAACACUUGGAUAUCGACACAUACAUGAAGUGGGCACACUAGACAUUCCAAGCUGUCUCCAACACUAUCUACUACUAGAGGAAAUCAAUUGGAAUAUUAAAUAGCUAUUGAUCAAUAUUUUCUACCCAAUUUCAUAGAUCAUAUUUUCACGUAAUUUUUUAAUGUUAUUCAUAAAUUAUUUGGUUGAUAUAAAUUCUAUAAUAUCC